AUGAAGCCUUGCAGAUCGCGUCCCAAAUCCUACAAUUCCUUCGGUAUUUCUCAAAGUUCGGCACAAAGCAUUCUCAGCCAGACUUUGUCUAAUCAUGGAAGAGGAUUCAUCGACUGGAACAUCGCUGCAGCACUUGCAUCAGCUUUCUCACAGCUUCUUGUACAAUCAGGAGCCGUAACAGCUGGUCAGGAAUACAGUAUUGGACAAAGCGUUGGUUCCAACCUGUCGUCGGUUCUGCAACAGCUACAGUCCCAAAUAACACGACCUGCUCCAGCUCCUGCACCGCGUCCUCUACCGGCCCACGCCCUGCCCCUGCUUCUUCAUAGCACAGCAGACGCAACAAGCGGCUUCUCUAGCAGCGCAUACCGCCGCAUCCACUGCUACGACGUCCCAGGCGCUUCAAACGUCCAGCGCAUCACGUUUACAGCAGCCACUUCCCAAACGUCUUCAGCAGUUUUCCUAGCGUCCCAAAUCCUUACAAAUUCCUUCGGUAUUUCUCAAAGUUCGGCACAAAGCAUUCUCAGCCAGACUUUGUCUAAUCAUGGAAGAGGAUCAUCGACUGGAACACUCGCUGCAGCACUUGCAUCAGCUUUCUCACAGCUUCUUGUACAAUCAGGAGCCGUAACAGCUGGUCAGGAAUACAGUAUUGGACAAAGCGUUGGUUCCAACCUGUCGUCGGUUCUGCAACAGUUACAGUCCCAAAUAACACGACCUGCUCCAGCUCCUGCACCGCGUCCUCUACCGGCACCACGCCCUGUCCCUGCUUCAUUCAUAGCACAGCAGACGCAACAAGCGGCUUCUCUAAGCAGUGCAUCAUCUGCUGCAUCCACUGCUACGACGUCCCAGGCGCUUCAAACGUCCAGCGCAUCACAGUUUACAGCAGCCACUUCCCAAACGUCUUCAGCAGUUUCCGUGAGUAAUGAAGCUUUGCAGAGUGCAAUCAUUUCGAACAUAGCGUCUUCGAGCGCACUAAAUGCAAUAAGUACAGGACAACUUUCUGUGCAAAAUCUCAUUUCAGUCGCGUCCCAAAUCCUUACAAAUUCCUACGGUAUUUUUUCUCAAAGUUCAGCCAAAGCAUUCUCAGCCAGGCUUUGUCUAAUCAUGGAAGAGGAUCAUCGACUGGACACUCGCUGCAGCACUUGCAUCAGCUUUCUCACAGCUUCUUGUACAUCAGGAGCCGUAACAGCUGGUCAGGAAUACAGUAUUGGACAAAGCGUUGGUUCCAACCUGUCGUCGGUUCUGCAACAGCUACAGUCCCAAAUAACACGACCUGCUCCAGCUCCUGCACCGCGUCCUCUACCGGCACCACGCCCUGCCCCUGCUUCUUUGAUAGCACAGCAGACGCAACAAGCGGCUUCUCUAAGCAGCGCAUCAUCCGCCGCAUCCACUGCUACGACGUCCCAGGCGCUUCAAACGUCCAGCGCUCACAGUUACAGCAGCCACUUCCCAAACGUCUUCAGCAGUUUCCGAGCCGUAACAGCUGGUCAGGAAUACAGUAUUGGACAAAGCGUUGGUUCCAACCUGUCGUCGGUUCUGCAACAGCUACAGUCCCAAAUAACACGACCUGCUCCAGCUCCUGCACCGCGUCCUCUACCGGCACCACGCCCUGUCCCUGCUUCAUUCAUAGCACAGCAGACGCAACAAGCGGCUUCUCUAAGCAGCGCAUCAUCGCCGCAUCCACUGCUACGACGUCCCAGGCGCUUCAAACGUCCAGCGCAUCACAGUUUACAGCAGCCACUUCCCAAACGUCUUCAGCAGUUUCCGUGA
Stegodyphus dumicola is the source of this 1767-nucleotide messenger RNA. Its product is annotated as mucin-5AC-like. The record is from RefSeq and is a predicted model, not a curated record. NCBI's taxonomy places the organism in Eukaryota, Metazoa, Arthropoda, Arachnida, Araneae, Eresidae.